This is a messenger RNA of Rhipicephalus sanguineus (brown dog tick), 1335 nucleotides long. Its product is annotated as lysosomal aspartic protease. The coding region runs from base 95 to 1270 and encodes 391 amino acids. Gene Ontology annotation, molecular function: aspartic-type endopeptidase activity. Gene Ontology annotation, cellular component: lysosome. The transcript has 7 exons. The record is from RefSeq and is a predicted model, not a curated record. Gene Ontology annotation, biological process: cell death; proteolysis. Lineage: Eukaryota; Metazoa; Arthropoda; Arachnida; Ixodida; Ixodidae.
UAUCGAAAUUCUGCAAACGGAAACCGUCUGGCGACGGGUUCUUCUUCGCCAUACCCGACCCGUCGCUCUGGCCAGACUGCUCCUGGACAACAAGAUGGAAGCAAGACUGUCGACAAUCGUCGUGCUUUUUGCGCUCGCCGGACUCGCUUCGGCCCUACUCAGGGUUCCCCUGAAGCGCAUGAAAAGCGUUCGGGACCACCUCCGCGAGGUCGGCACGCCACUCAACGUGACUCGAACUUGGUCCCUGAGCGGUGCCUUUGCAGGACCCUUCCCGGAGCCCCUCAAGAACUACCUCGAUGCGCAGUACUACGGUGAUAUCACCCUUGGCACACCGCCGCAAGUGUUUAGGGUUGUCUUCGACACGGGCUCCUCCAAUCUGUGGGUUCCCUCCAGUAAAUGCUCCUUCACCAACAUCGCCUGCUGGCUGCACCACAAGUACCACAGCUCAAGGUCGAAGACGUAUGAGAAGAACGGCACCGCGUUCGAGAUCCGCUAUGGCAGCGGCAGCGUCAAAGGCGUGCUGAGCGCGGACGUGUUCGGCUUGGGCAACGUCACCGUGCGUAGCCAGACGUUCGCCGAGAUCAUCGACGAGUCCGGGCUGGCUUUCAUCGCGGCCAAGUUCGACGGCAUCCUGGGCUUGGGUUACCCGCGGAUCUCCGUGCUGGGCGUGCCACCCGUCUUCGACAACAUGGUGGCACAGGGCGUGGCCGCCAAGCCUGUCUUCUCCGUCUACCUGGACCGCAACACCUCGGACCCCCAGGGCGGCGAAGUGCUCUUCGGUGGCAUCGACAAGGCACACUACACCGGAAACAUCACCUACGUGCCCGUCACCCGCAAGGGCUACUGGCAGUUCCACAUGGACAGCGUGACAGUCGGAACGAACGUUACGUUCUGCAACGGAGGCUGCGAAGCCAUCGCUGACACUGGCACUUCCUUGAUUGCUGGGCCAACUGCGGAGAUCCAGAAACUUAACUUAGCCAUAGGAGCCGCUCCUUUCACCGCCGGAGAGUACCUCGUGAGCUGCAAAUCCAUACCGAAGUUGCCAAAUAUCACCAUCACCCUGAACGGUCAUGACUUCCAGCUUCAAGGAAAAGAUUACAUUAUGCAGGUGAGCCAGGCGGGCAUUCCUCUCUGCCUGAGCGGCUUUAUCGGCCUGGACGUUCCAGCUCCAAUGGGGCCCCUGUGGAUCCUUGGCGACGUUUUCAUUGGCCGCUACUACACCAUCUUCGACAGGGGCAACGACCGUGUCGGAUUCGCCCAGUCUCGCUAGGCGUCGGCCGAGCUCUAAAUCCAAAGCUCGAUGAAACUGCUCCAAAUGGAUAGCUUGCAGAGGCA